Molecule: messenger RNA, 2213 nt
Organism: Mugil cephalus (flathead mullet)
Lineage: Eukaryota; Metazoa; Chordata; Actinopteri; Mugiliformes; Mugilidae
Gene: c8h5orf34
Product: chromosome 8 C5orf34 homolog
Exons: 11
Coding region: 71-1702 (543 amino acids)
Source: RefSeq, a predicted model, not a curated record
GCAGUCGCCCUUUUUUGAGUUUCAGCGCGUCCACUGCUCGGGGAAGUUUACUCCCGUUUGCGGGUCUGACAUGGAAACCGACGCCGCUGUGAGUUUGAUGAUAAUGUAUGAGGACGAGUCGGUGGACGUCCGUUACGGGAACGGAGCUCGGUUGCAGCUGUCGCCGUGCGGCUGCGAGUUCACGUUGGUGAAAGCCCAGGACCCCCGUGGACAUCCUCUGCAGCCCCCCGAGAGAGUCCGACAGAGGACCAGGUUCACCGUGAGCACAUACAAGGAGCUCAUUGUAGCUGCACUGGAGUUCAGGAAUAAAUACGCUACUCGACCAUAUUUACCAGAGGAACUCAUCUCAGCUGAUCAUAAGAAGCCUUUUUUCAGCAUUGACUCAGUUGUGCGGUGGCCCGAGUGGUCGUCCUGUGAGCCUGAGCUCGGACCCCGAGGUGAGGCCGUCGUCAGGUCGGAGGAGGGACAAGCCACCUUGGUGCUUUCGCCCUCGGGUGAGGAAUUCACCGUCGAGUUCACAUGCGCUCUCAGUCACACUCACAGUCAGCACCGCAGCGAGCCUCUUUCGAGAAGAGAUCCUGGUGGCUGCCAAGAUGGUCAGCAGCAAGGAAACGAUCCCAUCUGUGGCAGCACCGGUGACCUGACCAGAGACUGUCAUCAGGGAAGAGGAAGCAGAAAGAAAGAGACGACUAGAUCAAGGUCUUGUUCUCCGGGUAUUAUCAGUGCUGCUGAGCUAAAGCCCGAACAGAUGUACCAGUCCACUACGGUGAUCCAGCAUCACUCUUGCUGCGCUGUCGCCCCCAUGUGGGCGUACCCUCUCUCCUUGGCUUGGCAUCACUGGACAGCUCGUUUCUCAAAACCUACAGAUGUCGAAGGAGAGGAAACAAGCAAUUCCAACCGGGCUGACAUCAGAAAAAACAUGUUGGAUGUAUCCAGUGAAGAGAGAAGGUCCUGCCUGCCACAGGCACUGCCUCUCACAUGUCCGUCACCUCACUGGCACAGGUGGAGGGUUAAAGAUCCCUUGGGCAAAGAAGAACAUUCAGACCUUCCAACAGAGCUUGUGAAAAUAUUGUGGUGUCAAGGAGUCACUUACAGGAUACUGAGCGGAGCUUUCUCAGUCGUAGAGGUUUCCCCAGGCGAUGGAUCAGUCAUCCGGUCUAACGGUCUCUUAAGCUCUUAUUUCACCCAUCAUAAACCUGAGCUCCAAUCAAAGCAGGUCAGAGAGGUCACCUAUCAUUUAAACAGCCUUCCACCUGAUGUACUUGGACAGGUCUACUCUGUGUGCUCCAUUGUGAGCCGUGCAAAUAGGAUCCUUAUGUGCUACAACCAGACCAAACAGUUACUGAAGCUCCAUGCUGCUCCCAGCUGCUUAGAAGAGGACAGAGGUUUUUCUAAGCCAAAAACGUAUGAAGACAAUCUGCCAAAUGUGGCAGUUGUUGAGCAGCACAUGAAUGUUACGCAGGUUCCAGACAGUCGGUCAGAUAUGGUUGCUGCAGAACUGGAGAAGAUAAAGCGAUUCAACUUUCUGAUGGACAACAACCACCUGUUUGCAACUGAGAAAGAACACACGGACUCACACAGUAGCUCUGCUGGGUUCACUCAUGAACCAGUAGAUGAGACGUGCAUUGCUGAAGCUCUUCAAAGGACCUCCAAAGCCAUUCAGGACAUUGAUGCUCUCAUAGCUUCGGCCGCACUCACUUAAAAACACUCCCUAACAAUGUAUAUGGGUCUGUAAACAUGUGAAUAAUACGGGUUUUCCAAUGAAGAGUAACUUUGCUGUGAUGGUGCUACAUAACCUUUGGCCUUUUUCUUGAGUUUAGUGGUUGUCUUUCGUGCCAAGGACCCAAACUCAGAUCUAAACAAUACACACACACUGCUUAUCAGCAUGUCUUUGUCACAACACACUCCCUUCCUGUAGGGUUCAGAGAUAAGAACUUGAUGUUUUCUCUCUACACCCAUGGAAAAUUGUGAUUAUACUAUCAAAUGUGAUUAAAAAGUGAUUAAAAAGGGUCUCAGUGUGACUAACUAAAAUUUGUUGUGGUCGUCAGCUAUCACAUAAGUGUUUUACGAGAUCUUCAUAAGUUACAACCAGACCAAGCAGUCACUGAAGUUUUCACUAUUAUGAAUUGUUUUUUAAACUUACGUGCACAAGUAUUAACAUUGGACAAGUCAAACAAGCUGUGGUUUUGCAUAUAUGUUCUCCCUUUUUUUUU